AUGCAAAGUUGUCCGUUAAGCUGGUUGUAUAUUGACGCAUUUUCCGAUAAGAAGAUCGAUGCUCAUCCACUCAGGCUGUUAACGAUUACACGUACAGUGACUUGGCAGGACGACCGACGGAAGCAGGGACCUUGCCAACUCGCUUGUCUGACGAUUCAAAUUAGUCCAAUCGAUAGAAGCUUACUCAUUUCCACUGAUGAGCAUGAGAAUCCGGGUGGCGAUUUGGAGAAAGAGGCGAAAAUUCCAUCGGAAAAGGCGAACACAUUUGCACGAUUUCAGGCAAUCCGAGUAAUGUUGGCUGAUAUCAUACGACCGUUGGAAUGGACCCACAUUUGUGUUGUGCUGUCGCGGUCUGUAUUGAAACCAAGUCAGGCCACUGUUUACAUCAAUGGUCGCGCGGUGUCAACUCAGCGACUGCAGUAUAUUGUUCAAACAGCUGGUGGUGCAGCUACACAGCUUGCUCACACACAUGUUGUUAACGCGGUCAUAGGCACGCUUCCAUCAAUGCGACGUCCAAGCCGUUUGCGGUACCGGAUCGCCUCCACUUUCCUCAUCGAAGAACCACUGUCAGCCGAACUAGUGCGUAGCAUUUACGACCUGCAACCACAUUACAUAGGAAGCCUUCAAGCGAUAGGCCAAGAAAGAAUUUCUCUCGUACAGGAGGAAAAGAUCGUCCUCGCCUUGAAUGGUAUGGCAACUAGCGAAAUGACGUUGGCUAAAAUCCGCACUGUGCACAACAAACUUGAUGCUGAAAUCUUGGCACCACAUCUAGGCAUAUCAUCUAGCGAUAAUAGCACACCUCUGCGAAUUAUGACGAAUACAGUGGCUCAUGCUCCAGGUGCUGGCAGAGCAUUUGGCGCAGUGAUCAUAGGGUAUCUUGGAAUGCGAACAUUCAUUCCACGUCCCGUACCACGUUUACUGGACUCCAUGGGUGGGUACGCUUGCUUGUACGGCCUUGUAGCUAUGGCUACUGAUUCGGAAGGCCUGUAUGCCAGUCUCAAAGCAGUUGUUUCGGCUGUAAGAUCAAAUAGCAAUCUGCAAGCGACUUUGCAUGCUAAUAGGGCAUACCAGACGCUAGCGGUUCUUCUCGAGGACAAAGCGAACCUUCUGAACUCUCACAUCAUGCAUAUGAUAUUCAGCAUGGCUGGCACAUUGGACACGGCUCGGGAAAUCGCUAUUAUUCCAAAUGCACAGGUAGGAAGUUAUUUCUAUCUUGGAGCUUUUGAGGAUCUGCUAUGCGACCUAGAUAUUUGGGCGAGAGCUCCCGAUGAACAGCACAGAAUGCUCUAUGAACAUUUUUACGAGCUGAUUACGGAUCACGAGAGAGAGAAUCUGGUCAUUGUUCGAAGAUCACCACUGUUUUCUCGUUUAUUGUUUACAAUGCUCGAUCGACCUCAUCUUCUGUGGUCAACCAAUGAGAUUGUGUUCAAUCUACUAUCCGCGAUCGUACAACCACAGUGCGAUAAUCGGAGUAUGCUAAAGCUCGGUCAGGCUAUCGCAGCCACGCUACCGACAACAGACGAAGAUCUGUUAUUGGAGGCCAAAUUUCCGUUCCACAUUUCGGAGAUGCAGAAUCAGCUUUUAGCAAAUCAAAAACCAGAUGAAGGAAAGCCAUCUGCGUUGUACUUGGUCUACGUAAGGAAUCGUAUGUUGAACAUGAUCGCUAAUUUUUUGUCGCACUCUAGUGCUCCUCUCAAUCAGCACAUGUCGGAGCAGAUAGUUCGUGUACUUGGAUUCGACUGGGUUUACUGCCUUCUCUCCCCGGGUGUUCACUCUGGAACAGUAUUCCUAGCUCUCCGGAUUCUGCUUGCUCUCGUGGCCCAUCCUCAAUUGCUGGUGAAGUUUCGUGAAGGCACUGCAAGUGGUAACUUACUUAUAUUAAAACGUCAGUUUCAGGUGGUAUUGGGUUUCUCUGUGUCUGCACAUGGUGGAGCAGUCGGCAGCAAAAUAGACAUCAAUCCUGAGCUGCAGAACUGCGCAGGUUUUGCAGCAUUAGAACACCUGAUGGCUGCUCAUGCAGACAAACCUUAUGCGUACAUGGCUAUGUUAGCAAUACUCGUCGGACAGCCCGUAAAAGACCUUCGAUUUUGUGAGAACUUCAAUAUCGACCAAAUAUGGACGCACGUUUUUGGUCUCGCACUUAAUAGUUCGGUUUACGAGGCUAUCAAGUCAGCUGAGUUUUGCUAUGAUGCUCUUAUACCACUUCUGGCGAUGAUCAGAGCCUGCAUUUACUCUGGAAACGAAGCUCCUCAAGGAUGGCAUGUUGACUAUCCCUCAUCGGUUGUACAAAUGAUUACAUUCCUGUACCAGAACUCACCAAACUUUUUUGCAAUGGCUCACUCUGAAGAAUUUGUGCUUGCAGUGUUCUCUAGUCUUAUCCAGGACACUAAUGCAAUGGGUAUCAGGACAGAGACGGCUGACAAAAAUUUAGCCCUUACACCGGAACUGGAGAAGGUGCAAGCAGCAGUUCUCGACUUUUUGAAGAAGCUGUUUUGUGAUGAUUUUCAAGUUGCUCCCGGAAGCCGGGUGGAUAGCUUAAUAGACGUUAUCACGGAGGUCUUUGAGCACUUGCUAAGCACUGAUCUCUUGGUCUCAUCAUCCCUUCCUCUAAAUGCUCCUCCACAAUCAUUGGCUCAGGUGGGAGUCAAUAUUUCGUACAUGGCUCAUCGUUCAGUUGACUGCCUUUGGAACGGUUUCAUAGUUGGUGAACCACUUAGAUUACUGCAGCUUCUUUACAGCGUAUAUUCCAUUGCUAGCAGGAAGGAGAAUAAAUUUUCUUUUCAGGAAAUCAAUUUGGAUAGUUUAACGUCUUCCAUUAUGCGGUGUGUGCUAUAUAUCCUAAGUCGACCGAUUGAAAAUGUACAAGGAAUUUUCAGUGAAUUGAAUGCUGCACGAGCUUUGUUAGCCAAUGUGGCAGGUCAGCACUGGCAUCAGUUUGUUGACGGCCAGUUAUCUGGAACAUAUCCGAAUCAUGCGAUCUCAAAAGAUAUUCAGACGCAAAUUAGUUCGAAAAUAACUCGAGUCGCUUCUGGUCUUCAUAAACUGUCAAUGGCAAGUAGAAGAACACUAACCUCACAUGGUAGUGUGAGCGCCGUAUUGCCAUGGAAAAAUGUGAGCAUUGAUAAAGAGGUGGGACAGUUCAGAACUGAAUCUUCACACUUGAUGAGCCAGGUCUCAGCUCUUCAAACAUACUGGCCGGAACUGGUGGUUGCCCAAGCGACGCGAUAUCAUGAAUGGCAUGCGCACUCCAAGAAAUGGGCUCUUCAUGAAUGGCAUCAGUUGGAAGCUGAGUUGACACGGGAGCGUGGAAUAUGGGGGCCUGAAAAGGCAUCAGUACUGGACAAAUACAAGCUGGAUACCACGGAAGGUCCGUCGCGUACACGCCGAAAGAUGAUACCAAAUAGAUUCUUCUACCAUGCUUUUCCCUAUCGUCCUCAUUUAGAUGAGCCGAGUGCGAAAGCAAUGCGUGCCAAAGUAGCGAUUUCUCGCGAUAGUGAGUUAUACUACAAUGCGUGUCGACGGCGACGUGGACGAAUAAUGGAUUCCCGUAUAAUCGACUAUUCGGUUGCCAUUUCAACGCCGUCCGAAGAGAAGCCGGCCUUCACAUUUUGCGAUUUAGCGCAAAUAAACUCGUCGCUCAUUCGUCGACUCUCGGCUCGUCCACAUAUCGAUGCACCUCCAUACCAAUGUUUGGAAGAUAAUGGUAAAGAAAAUGGAAAUGGCGAAGAAAACGGAGCAAAGGAAACAUCGGUAGAACUUGAAGAGGAGCAGCAGGACGAGUCCUCAGCGAGUGAUAAGCCGAUGUCAGAAAGUCGCGAAGAAGUGAAAGAGGAAGAGAAAAGGGAUACUGAAAACAGGAAGAAGCGAGGUCCGGAUAAUCAGACGCUUUUACGUUUACUGGAGCAAGGCGAGCAGCUGCAUAGCAUGUUUCGUUGUGCUAGGAUUCAGGGGCUCGAAACCUCUGAAGGAUUAUUACUUUUCGGUAGAGAGCACUACUACGUCGUAGACGGUUUCACUCUUUUGAAAACAAGAGAAAUACGUGAUCUGGAUUUCUUGAGCUCGGAGCUUCAUGAUCCAAUCGUUCCAUAUACUGCCACGGGCGCUACCCAUCCACCUCGAGCUUCACGCCUUUGUAGUAAAUUUAGUUACGAGGAUAUUAGAGAAGUCCAUAAACGGAGGUAUCUCCUCCAGCCGAUUGCUCUUGAGGUAUUCAGUGCUGAUGGCCGCAACUACCUGUUAGCCUUCCCCAAGAAAAUGCGUGAUCGAGUGUAUGAGAAGUAA
This is a messenger RNA of Haemonchus placei, 4281 nucleotides long. The record is from the annotation of a GenBank genome assembly. Lineage: Eukaryota; Metazoa; Nematoda; Chromadorea; Rhabditida; Trichostrongylidae.